ACUCUAGCGUUCCCGGUUCUUGCGGUUGCGCUUGGUAUAUAGUUCUUCUGUCCCCUUUGGAACAGCCCUUCCUCGCACCGGACCCUCCUCCCAUGUUCGAAAGAUCGUGAAUCAAUAAUCCAUAUCCGACUCGAAAUCGACAUCACAUUCUCCGGGGACACGAUGGCUCCGGCUCCAGAAAUGAAUGCCCGGGCGAAUCCCGAAGGCCUACACACAUCAGAGCCCGUCGGAGGAACGGUGAUGAGCGUCAUCAUCUGCCUGGUCUCACUCAGUAUCAUCUCCGGGUUUUUCGUUCAAAGAGGCACAGUAUUGAGAAACUGGAGGAGGAUACCUUUCGUGGUCUGGCUCGUGCUCGCCGUUUAUAUCGAUUCGUACCUCUUCGUCUUCGUCACAGCGGUUCUCCAAUUCGCUCUCGGUGUCAACAAGAACGUACAAAUUUGCGACGGUGCAAUCCUACUAUGCCUAGUUUGCUAUCUUUCGACAAAAGUCUUGAUCUAUCUCUUCCUUGUCGAGAAAGCACACAUUAUCAGAGGAGCAACGAAACCGAGACUGCAGUCCAAGCUUUACCUGUUCAACUCGUUUGGCAUGCUUGGCGUCUACGCAGUCAUUGCUAUUCUCAACUUUAUCUUCCGAAUUACACGAAUUGACGACGGACAAUGCUACAUCGGGAUGCAAAAGGUCUCGAUGAUUCCUCUCAUCUCCUUUGACGCCGUCGUCAACGUUUACCUUACCAUUCUCUUCCUCAUUCCUCUCAAGAGUCUUUACUCAUUCAAGCAUUUCCCCAAAACACCUGCAAACAUCCGACUUAGAAGCGUCGCCCUCCGCACUUUUGUCGGUGCCCUGUGCACGCUUACCAGCAGCAUUGUUAACUUGACCGUACUCAUGGUCCUCAACGGUGAGCCCGGUUGGGUCUGCCUAAUGUGCUGCAACAGCGACAUCCUUUUCUCUGCCAUUGUUGUACAGUGGGUUACUUCGAAGGAUAACCAAGCCACCAUCGGCUCGUCAAGCGGUAAUUCCCGAGGCGAGCCGUUCGUUGAAGACUUCCGCCGUCCGGACGGCGCUCCCUACUCGCCCCACAUCGCACCAAGCCAGAAGCACGUCAUGGGCGAUGUUGGCGAGAUUUCGCUGGACAGCCGACGCUCCAACUCUGCCACCAGCGACGACAAGAUUUCGUCAGAGGGAGAACGUACGCGCAGGACAUCAUCGGCCGGGUCGGUGCCUGUGAGCGGUGUCUACGUAACAACCACGAUCAAGCGAGAGUCGAAGCCGACGCCAGCCGUGUUCGAGGAGAUGGAUAUUGAAGAAGGGUACGCGGAGUCGAACAGGUCAACUCGACCGAUCAGCGGGCGCGAUUCGGACUUUGACAAAUACGCCGCUGGCUCACGAACGAAAAUCACGGCCGGAAAGCGCUAAUGAUAGGAGGGGGGGUUUUACUAUCACAAGGGCGAAACCAACUGCAUUCUUCUAGGCGGCAUCACUUUCCAUUCCGACCUUCAUGGCGCGAUUAGGGGAACAAGAACCUCAUGAACAACAUCGUUGGGGCGUAACUACGGCUUUGCUUUUUCUGGGCUUGGACUGCCUCCUUAUUGGGGGGUA
This is a messenger RNA of Colletotrichum acutatum, 1596 nucleotides long. RefSeq lists its product as uncharacterized. Lineage: Eukaryota; Fungi; Ascomycota; Sordariomycetes; Glomerellales; Glomerellaceae. The coding region runs from base 163 to 1413 and encodes 416 amino acids. The transcript has 8 exons. The record is from RefSeq and is a predicted model, not a curated record.